Ipomoea triloba (trilobed morning glory) is the source of this 986-nucleotide messenger RNA. Its product is annotated as ras-related protein RHN1-like. Lineage: Eukaryota; Viridiplantae; Streptophyta; Magnoliopsida; Solanales; Convolvulaceae. The transcript is spliced from 8 exons. The record is from RefSeq and is a predicted model, not a curated record. Gene Ontology annotation, molecular function: GTPase activity; GTP binding. The coding region runs from base 151 to 750 and encodes 199 amino acids.
UCAAUUCUCCGCUUUUCUCCCUCGGCUCCCACUCUGUCUUGUCAUCGUCGCGUCUCUUUUCUCUUCUCUAUUCUCUUCUCUUUCAAACCCCCAAAUCCCCCAAUUUCACGAAGAAAUAAUAAUAAACAGAGUCCUAAUUACACUUCUCUAAUGGCGUCGAGCGGUCACACUAAUUUCAAUGCUAAACUCGUAUUAUUGGGCGACAUGGGAGCUGGGAAAUCGAGCUUAGUAGUGCGAUUCGUGAAGGGCCAAUUUUACGAAUUUCAAGAAUCAACAAUCGGAGCUGCGUUUUUCUCCUCUACGGUGUCGGUCAACAACACUACAGUGAAGUUCGAGAUCUGGGACACGGCUGGCCAGGAGCGGUACCACAGCUUGGCUCCGAUGUACUACAGAGGUGCCGCUGCCGCCAUUAUCGUCUUUGAUGUUACUAAUACGGAUUCAUUUGAACGAUCAAAGAAGUGGGUCCAAGAAUUGCAGAAACAAGGUAAUCCAAACAUGGUUGUUGCACUUGCUGGGAACAAAGCUGAUUUGGAAGACAAAAGGAAGGUGACUGCUGAAGAGGCACGCUUAUAUGCUGAGGAAAAUGGUCUUUUCUUCAUGGAGACUUCUGCAAAAACAGCUCUUAAUGUUAAUGAUAUUUUCUAUGAAAUAGCUAAGAGGUUGCCCAGAGCUCAACCUGUUCAAAAUCCAGCAGGGGUGGCACUUACUGAUGGACAAGCAGGAGGAUCCAGAGCAGCAUGCUGUUCUUAAGGAGGGACGUCGUGUCAAUAUCAGCAAUUGAGGACAAGAAAGACCCCAAAUAUGGAGUUAUGUGAUUGCCCGCCCGUCCUAUAUGGCUAUAUGUUGGAAUUUAAAGAGUGUACGAUAAAUUACAUUGUUGGCAAAAAUGUAUUCUCUAGUGGAUCUUACCAGUAGUUGUACAUGAUUUGAUGAUUGGAAUAAAUAUCCAUCUGAGUUGGACAACACGCAACGCAUUUCUUUUUACC